AGGGUGUUAACGUGCAUCACAAUUUGGGAGCCGAAAGAUAUCAAGCUCUCUUAAAUGAUACCAGAAGCUAUUGGCUCCUUGUUACACUACUGCUCCAAAAUCAAAGCAUUGAGGCAUGGCCUUUACCUUCAUGCCGCUGCUUUAAAAACUGGUAUGCUAUCUGACGUUGUUGUGUCCAACCAUGUUCUAAAUAUGUAUGCAAAAUGCGGCAAGAUCACUUAUGCUCGCCAGCUGUUUGAUGAGAUGUCUGAAAGAAACCUUGUUUCUUGGUCAGCUAUGAUUUCUGGUUACGACCAAGUUGGACAGCCUUUAUUGGCAUUUGACUUGUUUUCUCAAAUGCGGCUUGUGCCCAAUGAAUAUGUACUUGCCAGUGUUAUUAGUGCAUGUGCUAGCCUUAUGGCAUUGGUUCAAGGCCAACAAAUUCAUGCUCAAUCUUUGAAGUUUGGCAGUGCAACUAUUUCUUUUGUUUCCAAUGCACUCAUAUCAAUGUACAUGAAAUGUGGUCAGUGUAAUGAUGCUUUAUGUGUCCAUGAUGAGGCAUCUGAGCUUAAUGCUGUCUCUUAUAAUGCUUUGAUUGCUGGAUUUGUGGAAAACCAGCAACCUGAGAAGGGAAUUGAAGUUUUUAAACUGAUGCACCAUAAGGGUUUUGUUCCUGAUAAAUAUACUUUUGCUGGGAUGUUGGGAAUCUGCAACAGUUCUGAUGAUUUUUGGAAAGGAACACAAUUGCACUGCCAAGCGAUCAAACUUAAAAUUGACUCUUCUGCUUUUAUUGGAAAUGUGAUAGUAACCAUGUACUCAAAGUUUAAUUUGAUAGAAGAAGCAGAGAAGUCCUGUAGAGUAAUUGAAGAGAAAGAUUUGAUUUCAUGGAAUACCUUGAUCACUGCUUGUUCUCGUUGUAAAGAUUAUAAAAAGGCUUUAAGUGUUUUCAAAGAGAUGUCAAAUGAAAAUUGCGUGCAGCCUGAUGACUUUACAUUUGCCGGUGUCCUUGCUGCCUGUGCUGGACUCGCAUCAAUACGGCAUGGGCAGCAGAUUCAUGCUAAUAUGAUCAGGACAAGACAGUACCAAGACGUUGGAGUUGGUAAUGCCCUUGUCAACAUGUAUGCCAAAUGUGGUUCCAUUAGAAAUGCAUACGACACAUUCAGCAGGAUGCUCCAUCGCAAUCUUGUUUCAUGGAAUACCAUCAUUGCUGGAUUUGGAAAUCAUGGGCUUGGUGUAAAUGCCAUUGAACAUUUUGAGAUGAUGAAGACUCUGGGUGUAAAGCCAGAUUCUGUUACAUUUGUUGGAUUAUUAGCAGCUUGCAAUCAUGCAGGGCUGGUGGAAGAGGGCCAACUUUACUUUAAUUCUAUGGAAGAGACCUAUGGGAUUUCCCCUGAUCUAGAGCACUUUUGUUGUAUUAUUGAUUUGUUGGGAAGGUCAGGGAGAUUAAAAGAGGCAGAAGAGUACAUGAAAAAACUUCCUUUUGGACAUGAUCCUAUUGUUUUAGGGAGUAUGCUUUCUGCAAGUCGGCUGCAUGGAGAUGUUGUUAUUGGAGAGCACUUAGCUAGACAGCUUCUAAAACUUCAGCCUGUUACUACCUCACCUUAUGUUUUAUUGUCAAACUUGUAUGCUGCAAAUGAAACAUGGGGUGGUGUUGCUGAGGCAUGGAAGAUGUUGAAAGGUAGUGGAUUGAAGAAAGAACCCGGCCAUAGUCUGAUUGAUGUAAUGGGAAUUUUUGAGAAGUUUAAAAUGGCAGAUUUUUCACAUCCAAGGAUUGAGGAAAUAAAAGACAUACUCGAAACUUUGAAUUGGGCAGUGAAUGAAGUUUCUUCAAAUCAUUGAAGGUAGUAACUAGAUUACUUUUUAUUUUCAGUUGCAACUCUUCCUAAACUUUUAUGUGCAUCAAAAUUGAAUCUAUCACGAGCUUUGGUAUGAAAAGGGCCCAGUCUAUGUAUGUCUACAGAUCAUUAACAUGAGAUGUGUCAAUGAAUGAACAAGAUACCUCCUCAAGUUGUAGAUAAAAAUAUGGAUCCUUAUUUGCCCCUGAAGUACUGGGAAAUAGAAGCCAGGUGGUUGGUGUGCUACUAAUGAUGGUUCUUUGAUCCUGAAACCAGUGGAGUUGAUCAAAUGAUGCCUGCCUGCCAAGUAUAUGUGCAGCUGAUAUUGGUUAACACUUCAUAAGAAAGUAAAACAAUGCUGAAGGUAAUCACGGGAGUCUUUACAGAGGUAGAUAGUGAACUAAAUCUACAUUGGCAGUCAGUGCCAGAGACUUCUCUAGAGUUUUCAUCUCUAAUCCAGAAGUAAAAUGGUGGGCUGCUCGCCUUCCAACAUGCCUCCAUCAUGAGGAAGCAUGUUGGUCUGCCAUUCGAUUGCUCCGCUUUGAACAUCUAGCUUUGCGGCACUGCCUCAGAAAGUACAGCAUUGAAUAGUUGGUCUGAUCAAGGGUGUUCAACUGGAGCCUCUCAUAUUCUGGAUGUGGAUGGAUUAGAUACACAGGAUGUUACGAUUAGGUGAUCAAUGCUUGAGGACAUGGAUCUAGCCGAGUACGCCAAACAAGCCACCCAGCUGACUGAGCGACAGCAGCAGGCCCAUAAAUUGGAACAAUGAAGGGGCUAGUGGCAAUUGUUGGGGUUCUUGUCACUGUUAAUUGACUGAGGUUCUGCUUCCAUAUUGGAGCACCUGUAAAACCAUUAACAGCAUACAAUUAUUCAUUCCAUGAUGGGAAAUAGACUAUGCUAUUGGCUACUGAUGGAGUUAGCUAUGUCUUUACCGGCAAAGGAAGUCCAUUUUAAAUGGGUUUUUUGACUGUCAAUCGGUUGAUUACCACCUCCUCAUAGGCACUUCUUGUUUUGCUGAUAUCUGCUCUGUGAUUUAGCCACUGAAAACACAGGAAAUGUUAGAACGUUACCUUUGAAAUGAGUUUAAUUUGUGUUGACAGGUGAAUCAAA
Messenger RNA from Jatropha curcas, 2924 nucleotides. Its product is annotated as pentatricopeptide repeat-containing protein At2g13600. Gene Ontology annotation, biological process: RNA modification. Gene Ontology annotation, molecular function: protein binding; RNA binding. NCBI's taxonomy places the organism in Eukaryota, Viridiplantae, Streptophyta, Magnoliopsida, Malpighiales, Euphorbiaceae. The record is from RefSeq and is a predicted model, not a curated record.